AUGGGCAACGUAGGCCGCCCCAAGGGUGGCUUCUCCAUGCUGCGCCCAUCUCUAAUUCCUCAUCUCCCCUCACUAUGCCACCUGUCCCCUCACUCUGCCCCACCUGCCCCCUCACUCUGCCCCACCUGCCCCCUCUCUCUGCCCCACCUUCCUCCUCCGUACUCGCUCUUCCCCACCUUCCCCCUCCCUACUCGCUCUGCCCCAAAUCCCAUGGCGGCGGUGGUGUGGGAGGUGCUGAGGCUUGCAAUGGGAAAGGUAGAGCAGGCGACACAAGGAGAAGCUGGAGCAGGGGGCGCAGGUGGGGAAAGCUGCAAGGCCGGUGCAGCAGGGGCAGAGGUGAAGGGGGGGAGGAGUGGCAAGCAGUAA
Messenger RNA from Closterium sp. Naga37s-1, 366 nucleotides. NCBI's taxonomy places the organism in Eukaryota, Viridiplantae, Streptophyta, Zygnematophyceae, Desmidiales, Closteriaceae. The record is from the annotation of a GenBank genome assembly.